Messenger RNA from Habropoda laboriosa, 2560 nucleotides. RefSeq names its product glutamate dehydrogenase, mitochondrial (gene Gdh). The transcript has 9 exons. Gene Ontology annotation, cellular component: mitochondrion. The record is from RefSeq and is a predicted model, not a curated record. Gene Ontology annotation, molecular function: L-glutamate dehydrogenase (NAD+) activity. Gene Ontology annotation, biological process: L-glutamate catabolic process. Bases 303 to 1979 code for a protein of 558 amino acids. NCBI's taxonomy places the organism in Eukaryota, Metazoa, Arthropoda, Insecta, Hymenoptera, Apidae.
AUCAAGUGUUACUGAAGCUAUUGGACCAGUUGGCAGGCAGGUUUAGUGAGAUAGUACGUAAUAGAGAAAUUGUGUCGUGAAUAGAGUGGAAAGGUAAGGUUGUUUCGAUCGGUAGAAAAGAAACGCGAUUGCCGAGGCAGUCGGGCGAGAGACCGAGCUCCGAGAGGAUCGAAACGUAAGACGAAGGAGUAGAAAGGGAAAGAAGGAGGAGCGCGUGCAUCGUGUAGGAAAAAGUUGGAAGACGCAUUGUUAAUCAAAAGGUUGGUGAAGUUUGAACGGUAACGAGGAAACAACGUAGAAAAAUGUUUCACGUAAGGAGACUUGCAAGAUCUUCGAUCGCCUUGAAGCAAGUACCGAGCAAUGACAUUAUUCGCAACACACUGAUACGUGUCGUACCGGCGUUUCAAACACGCGGUUACGCCGAUCAUCAGAUACCCGAUCGUCUGAAGAAUAUUCCCGAGGAUGCGAACCCAAAAUUUUUCGAUAUGGUCGAGUACUUUUUUCACCGAGCUUGUCAAAUCGUCGAGGACAAGUUAGUGGAGGAUAUCGGGAAACGCUCGAGGAUGAGCGUGGAAGAGAGGAAGAAAAAGGUGAAGGGUAUCUUAAUGCUAAUGGAACCAUGUGACCAUAUCCUCCAAACCACUUUUCCCGUGAGACGCGAUUCAGGAGACUACGAAAUGAUCACUGGCUACCGCGCUCAACAUUCAACGCAUAGAGUACCCUGCAAAGGAGGUAAAAAACCAGAGAGAACAGGUGGUAUUCGUUUUUCGAUGGAUGUCUCGCGGGACGAGGUGAAAGCCUUAUCGGCGCUAAUGACUUUUAAAUGUGCCUGCGUGGACGUCCCGUUUGGCGGAGCUAAAGCCGGUAUCAAGAUUAAUCCGAAACAAUAUUCGGAACAUGAGCUCGAAAAGAUCACGAGAAGAUUCACGCUAGAGCUUGCGAAAAAAGGAUUUAUCGGACCCGGCCUCGACGUUCCUGCGCCAGACAUGGGAACUGGAGAACGUGAAAUGUCCUGGAUCGCAGACACAUACGCCAAAACUAUAGGCCACUUGGAUAUCAACGCCCACGCGUGUGUGACCGGAAAGCCUAUCAAUCAAGGUGGAAUUCAUGGACGCAUUUCUGCGACAGGGCGUGGUGUGUUUCACGGACUGGAGAACUUCAUCAAGGAAUCGAAUUAUAUGAAGAUGAUCGGCAGCACACCCGGUUGGGAAGGGAAGUCUUUCAUUAUACAAGGUUUCGGUAACGUUGGUCUACACUCGAUGCGCUACUUGCACCGUGCCGGUGCUUCCUGCAUAGGGGUAAUCGAACACGAUGGUUCUAUCUAUAAUCCGAAUGGCAUCGACCCCAAGCAUCUGGAAGAUUACCGCAUCGAGAACGGUACUGUUGUGGGCUUCCCUGGUGCUGAAGAGUACAAAGGUGACAAUCUUAUGUACGAACCUUGUGAUAUAUUUAUACCCGCCGCAGUCGAGAAAGUUAUCACGAAAGAUAAUGCCUGUAACAUUCAGGCAAAAAUCAUAGCUGAAGCUGCCAACGGACCGACUACUCCGGCUGCCGAUAAAAUUUUAAUCGAGCGAAAUAUCCUGGUUAUACCAGAUUUGUACAUCAACGCCGGUGGUGUUACCGUUUCUUUCUUCGAGUGGUUGAAGAACCUGAAUCACGUAUCGUACGGCCGUUUGACUUUCAAAUACGAAAGAGAAUCCAACUACCACUUGUUAGAAUCCGUACAGGAGUCGUUAGAACGUAAGUUCAAAAGUCAAAUUCCCGUUACACCUUCCGAGGCGUUCCAGAAACGUAUCUCCGGUGCUUCGGAAAAAGACAUCGUCCAUUCCGGUUUAGACUACACCAUGGAAAGAUCCGCUAGAGCUAUCAUGAAGACGGCUCAGCGAUUCAAUCUGGGAUUGGACUUGAGGACAGCAGCUUACGCUAAUUCUAUCGAAAAGAUAUUUACCACGUACUCCGAAGCAGGUCUUGCGUUUUAAACGUAAAGUAUUGUCUUUAUAUCAGUGGAAAGUUUAAAUCGCAUAAGUGGGGAACCGCAAGAAAUUCUCGAGCCAGUAUUUUAAAAACUAUCUUGUCCAGUGUUGUUCAGUUCAAGGAAGACUAAAACUAGCAGUGGAAAUAUAUCGUGUACUUAUAUGAUCGCAUGCUAGUCGUUCUUCGAACACGUACAUAUAUAAAAAUUUGCCUAACGAACGUUCUCUUGCACGAAUCAAGUAUACGACGCGUAUGUACACCACCCACCACCAGUGCACAAGUCGAACGUGCGAGCUAUGCGUUAUCAGUGAAUUUGGAACAAAGUAUUUUCACGUAUUUUUCUCAACUGAAAUUCAUUCUGCAAACUAGAUUGUGAAACACUUUUUAAAAUCGGUAUAUUCGGUGGAUAUAUUUAAGAAAAGGUCGAUCGAUCGUUUGUUAAUUCCAAUCCCCCCCCCCGAAUAUACAGAUUUGCAGUAUGUUAGUAUUUACGGAGAGCAGCGGAGACUCGUUUCUACAACCGAAUUCGAAAGCACCAUGUGUAUCAUACAGUAAUAUUGUUAUACAUUCGAAGGGUAUGCCAAUA